Molecule: messenger RNA, 1702 nt
Organism: Hibiscus syriacus
Lineage: Eukaryota; Viridiplantae; Streptophyta; Magnoliopsida; Malvales; Malvaceae
Exons: 1
Coding region: 413-1072 (219 amino acids)
Cellular component (GO): membrane
Source: RefSeq, a predicted model, not a curated record
UAUCUUUUGAUUUCAUCCCUCAAGACAUGUAUAUAUAAUAUAUAUACAUGUGACCGACUCGAAGGGAUAAAAAGAAUAUUGAUUGGAAGGGAAGGGAUGCCAUAUGGUUUUAAGCCAACAUGAGACCCACAAAUGUGAUUAAAGUGGGGAACAUGUUAAAGUCUAAAAAAGACAACAAAAUUGAGUACCGAUCCCUAAAUGAUACAAAGGGUCAUCAUCAAGCCAUGCCACAAAGCUUCAUUUUCCACAAGCUUUUAGGCAAAUUCAAAGGUUUGCUUGCUUUAAACUCCAAAAUCCCACUUGAAAAAUCAUAUAAUAUAAAACCCCAAAUCUACACUGGGUAUUUGAAGCCAUUGGAGAAAACUGCAGAUGAAAAGGCCUUAUGUUCCCACAUAAACCUUAGCCCUUUCUAAUGGGCUCUGAUCUCAUCUUUCUCACAUUGGUAGUACUUUCAUGGCCAUCAUUUCUUUCAACCAAAGCUGAAGGGAUCGCAUCGUCCCGCCUUCUUGAUCUUCUCAUUAGGGACUACACGGUUAAGUCCUUCAACCGGCAUUCGAAAACAGGUACUCUAUAUACUGUACAUUUACCUGCAAACUUAUCUGGGAUCGAAGUUGAUACUGUGAGGUUUCGAUGUGAGAGUUUCCGACGAUAUGGAGCAAAAGUUAAGGAAUUUCAUUUGGGAAUAAGUGUGAUUGUUCAUCCUUGUGCUGAGAGAGUCAUUGUGGUGAGACAAAACUUGGGUCUCAAUUGGUCAUCUAUAUAUUAUGCAAACUAUGAUCUAUCCGGUUACCAGCUUGUGUCACCUGUGUUGGGGCUUUUAGCUUAUAAUGCAGGUAGUGAUGCGAGUCUCGGUAGCCCUUUUCAGCUUGGGGUUCUCGCAAGGGAAAAUCCGAUUAAAAUUGAUUUCGGCUACAAUAAAAUGGCUUCCAACGUGACCGGAUCGUCAACGAGCCCAUUGUGUGCUAGUUUUGAAGGAGAUGGAAAAGUUGCAUUGAAAAACCAAGUGUCAACCAAUGUUUGUGUUGUGACAUGGGACGGAAUUUUGAUUUGGUCGUCGAGUCACUGCCGUUGAUGCCAGUGAGGAAAAAGAUUAGUAGAUGGAAACUGGCGGUCGGAAGCUCGAUUGGAGCUGCUUUGGGAGCUUUCCACUUAGGGUUGCUUUUGGUGGCGAUGGUUAUUAAAGUGAAGAAUAAACCAAGAAUGGAGGAACUCGAGAGGAGAGGUUAUGAAGAGGAAGCUCUUCAGGUUUCCAUGGUUGGACAUUUCAGAGCUCCGCAGCUUCUGCUACUCGAAUGCCGCCAACGAUCGAAUAUCAGUACAUAAAUUACCAUUCUUGAAAUCUUAGUUAUGCAAUCCUUUUAUUCAAUGUAUGGGUCAUUCUUUUUUUGGAAUUUUGAUUCUUCAUAAUCGUAUAUUUGUAUCUGAUCCUCAUACGGUUCUGGAAAAUAUAGAAUCUGUCAGCUGCUAACAAAAUGUUCACAGGUUCAAUGUCUUGGAACAUGAAAACUGAAGAGUUUGGACAUAGUAUUAUUGUAGUGGUCGGAGAAGUUGGUGGUUUCAACCUUUGUGGGUCAGACACAAUCAUCAGCCGAAGAUUCUGGAUAUGUAAGUUUUCUUUAGCGCUGAAAAUUGUUCGUGGUCGACCCGAUAAGAUUUUCUUUUUAAAUUAGGUUCGGAUCAAAUUGAGUUUUUUAAAGUAUGA